Molecule: messenger RNA, 1400 nt
Organism: Macadamia integrifolia
Lineage: Eukaryota; Viridiplantae; Streptophyta; Magnoliopsida; Proteales; Proteaceae
Product: GDSL esterase/lipase At5g08460-like
Exons: 5
Coding region: 28-1185 (385 amino acids)
Molecular function (GO): hydrolase activity, acting on ester bonds
Source: RefSeq, a predicted model, not a curated record
UCCAAAAAUUCCCUCUGCACUCAAACAAUGUCGCUCCCAUCUUUAUUUGCAGUCGCUCUCGUCUUCUUCUCCAUGUUUCUGCAAAUAAGAGCAUUGCAACUCUCUGUAGUUGAUGAACCCUUGCAACCUCCCAACGUAACGACAACCUCGAAUACUUCUCUGACGCCGGCACUUUUUGUCCUCGGAGAUUCAACGGUUGAUUGUGGCACCAACAAUCAUCUUGCAACUUUUGCUCGUGCAAAUCUCUUGCCAUAUGGCAGAGAUUUUGAUACGCACAUGCCCACGGGGAGGUUCUGUAAUGGAAGAAUCCCCGUCGAUUUUCUUGCAUUGCGUCUUGGCCUCCCCUUUGUUCCUCCGUUUCUGGGUCAGCGUGGGACUGUUGAGAAUAUGAUCCAUGGAGUCAAUUACGCUUCUGCAGGUGCUGGAAUUAUUUUCUCAAGCGGGUCAGAAUUGGGUCAACACAUCUCCUUGAUGCAUCAGAUUCAGCAAGCAACAGAUACCUUCCAGCAUCUCAUAUUAAAUCUGGGCGAGGAGGCAGCAAAUACUAUAAUCUCUCAAUCUGUCUUUUACCUGUCAAUUGGAAGCAAUGACUACAUACAUUAUUAUCUGCGUAAUAUAUCUGGAGUGCAGUCCCUCUAUCUGCCCUGGAGUUUCAACCAGUUCUUAACAUCAACAAUAAAGCAGGAAUUGAAGAACUUGUACAAUUCUAAUGUCAGGAAGGUGGUAGUGAUGGGACUGGCUCCACUUGGUUGUGCUCCUCACUACUUGAACCAGUACAAUAGCACAAACGGAGAUUGUGUUAAGGAGAUCAAUGAUUUGAUAAUGGAGUUCAACUUUGCAAUGAGAUAUAUGGUGAAGGAACUCAAUCAAGAUCUUGUUGAUGCUAAUAUCACCUUCUGUGAUGCAUUUGAAGGUUCAAUGGAUAUACUGGCAAACCAUGAACAUUAUGGUUUUGAAGUCAUCACUGAUGCUUGCUGUGGGUUAGGAAUGUAUAAAGGGUGGAUUAUGUGCAUGUCACCAGAUAUGGCAUGCAACAAUGCAUCUAAUCACGUAUGGUGGGACCAGUUUCAUCCAACCGAUGCUGUAAAUGCCAUCCUGGCAGACAAUGUAUGGUCUGGUUUGCACACAAGCAUGUGUUAUCCAAUGAACUUGGAGGAAAUGGUAGUUGUACCCAAGAUCAACUGAUGACCUGAUUAAGAAGCUUCAGAAAUGGUUCUGUUAUCCUCCAUAUUCCCAUUUUGCCUUCUCCUAUUCUGAUAAUCUGGUGUUGUCCCUUUAUUUGUUUUUGUUCCAAGUAUGACCCUUUGCAUUAAUUCAUAUACCCAUUAUAUCUAUCUUGUUGAAUUACCCAUUAAACUCGACCAAUUUCUGACUUAUUGCAAGUUUGCACUCCGUUUCAA